This is a messenger RNA of Aspergillus costaricaensis CBS 115574, 1059 nucleotides long. Its product is annotated as oxidoreductase. The record is from RefSeq and is a predicted model, not a curated record. The transcript has 2 exons. NCBI's taxonomy places the organism in Eukaryota, Fungi, Ascomycota, Eurotiomycetes, Eurotiales, Aspergillaceae. The coding region runs from base 1 to 1059 and encodes 352 amino acids. Gene Ontology annotation, molecular function: dioxygenase activity.
AUGCCUACUCCAAGAUAUUUCAAACAGUGCCCUCCAUUCCCUUCUGAUAUCCCCAUCGUUCCCCUUGCGAAAGUGUCUCUGGAGGCACUGAAAAACAAUGCGAAGGAUGAAGUGGAGAAACUAUUCGAAGCAUGCCAGAAAUGGGGAUUCUUUCUGUUGGACUUCAAUGGAUCAAGCCAAGGGGAAGUUUUGCUGCAAGAUGCCGAAGGAAUGUUCGAGUUGACUACACAGCUCUCUGUACUCGGCCAUGAGACACUGAAGAAUUACACCUUAAAGCCCCCGGACUUUACGAGUUACGGAAGUAGGUAUAAAAACAUAGGGACCAUGAAAACAGAGGAUGGCCAAGUCGAUCACAUAUCCGUCUACUCGCUAAGCCAAGAUGAAGUGCUAGGAAUCACCGGUAAUCCACGUGUGCACCCAGAAGUAAUCAACACUAGCAACGAGCAGCUCCAGAAGUUCAUCGGACACGCCCAUGCUGUAUUAGAUGAAGUCUUGGCCAAGUUGGACAUUUGCUUGGGCAUCGAACCCAAGACACUCGAAGCACUGAGUCCUUUGGACAAGGAAUCUGAGAGCCUUGUCCGUCUGCUCUGGAGCCCAGCCCAAGCCAAUCCCGAUUAUGACCGCAUAUCCUUUGGCGGCCACACUGACAUGGGAACAAUGACGCUCUUAUUCAAUAUCGCUGGCGGACUCCAAGUCCUCCCCGCGCGUUGUGAGAAUGUCAAAGAAAACUGGAAAUACAUACAACCGGAGCCCGGGUGUGCUGUUGUGAAUGUUGGCGACACAUUGGUAGAGUGGACAGGAGGUCUCUUGCGCAGCUCUCUGCACCGGGUGGUGACAGCUCCAGGGGACCAAGCGAUGGUGCAACGGGAAAGUGUGGCUUAUCUGGUACGUCCCAAGCGAUCUGCAUCUCUUCAGCGCCUUAAGGGAGGGGUUAUCCCGCCCUUGUUGCCGGGAGAAGAGGAUGAAACGCGCUCGGUAGAUGAGUGGAAUGAAUGGAGAUCUCGGCAAAUUGCAUUGGGACGGUUGAAGCCCGAGACGCGAGGCGGACGCAACAUGUAA